UUCAUUUGUACCUUUCAAGUACUUACUAUUCAAAUAGAAAAAUAUAAAUAAUUUGAAUAAAUAACAAAACAAUGUAAUUUCUCAUAAAACUGCAAUUGUAAAACAUAUAUCCUAUUAAGAUUUCAUAAUAUUUGAAAACAUUAUCAAUGUGUGAUAAAAAGGGCAUUUAGAAAGAAGAUUAAAAAGCAACAACUCUAUAGAAAGCUUCUAUAGUGGUUAAUUAGUUUAAAACAAAUGAAACAACUUCUGAGUAAAUCAUCUCCAAUACACUUAUUUUAUACUCUUAAAAUUCAUUUCUAGUGACAACCGAAGUUCUUAUUUGUUAAUAUACAUUGAAGACAUUUACAAGAAAGCUUACAGCACAAUGGGAAAUAAAAUUAUCAUAUUUUUAAAGAGCAAAUGUAUUCCAGAAAUGUAAUUUAAUAUGAUGCUAACCCAACAAUCUAAUCAUUUAAUAGUAUUUAAUACUUAAUAAAACCACCUCAUUUCAUCCCACACUCCGCGGUAAUUUCUUUUAAAAUGUGUAUUUAGGGAAAAAUUAAAUAAAUUCAAAACAAAGUAAUAGAAAGCAAGUAGUAUUUUUUUUCAGUAAUCUAACAGUAUUACAUAUGAAGUGAUCUGUAUCUAAGUGCAAUAACUGCUUAGGACUCUAAGCGCCGCUGUUUACCUACUGGGAGAGAAAUGCAGUCGAAAUGCCAUCCAAUACUCUGGGCUUACACCUCGCAGACCAGCAGAUCCCACAAACCAACUGCUGGGCUGCAGCGAAAUUCCGUCCCUAUUUUGGCCCACACCAGCUUUCCGUAAGAUUAUGAUCUCCACAGCUGCGGCAAAAAAACUAAACAAGACACAUACGCACAGUGAAGAUUCUGAAAGAAUUCUGUAGUGAAAUAACAAUGGCCGCUCCAAAGAAUCACCGAGGACGCAGCAAGCUGAUCCUGCUGUGCGCGGUGCUGGGGACGCUGUGGGAUAUCGGGACAGGACAGAUUCGCUACUCUGUGUCUGAAGAGACGGACAAAGGCUUCUUCGUGGGCAAUAUCUCCAAGGACCUAGGACUGGAACCCUGGGAGCUGGCGAAGCGUGGAGUGCACAUCGUCUCCAGAGGUAGGACACAGCUCUUUGCUCUAAAUCCGAGAAGUGGCAGCUUGGUCACCGCGGGCAGGAUAGACCGGGAGGAGCUUUGCGCUCGGAGCGUCCGGUGUCUGAUAAAUAUUAACAUCCUGGUUGAGGACAGAGGAAAACUCUUUGGGAUAGAAAUAGAAAUCACUGAUAUUAACGAUAAUAACCCGAAAUUCCAGGUCGAAGACCUGGAAGUAAAAAUUAACGAAAUCGCUGUUCCUGGAGCACGUUAUCCACUCCCAGAAGCUGUUGACCCAGAUGUGGGAGUGAAUUCCCUGCAGAGCUACCAGCUCAGCCCCAAUCCCCACUUCUCCCUGGACGUGCAAACUGGAGACGAUGGGACCAUAAGCCCAGAGCUGGUGCUGGAGCACGCCCUGGACCGAGAGGAAGAGGCUGCUCACCACCUGGUCCUCACCGCCUCUGAUGGCGGCGACCCGCGUCGCUCUAGCACAGUGCGCAUCCAUGUGACAGUGUUGGAUACAAAUGAUAACGCCCCGGUUUUUGCUCACCCAGUUUACCGAGUGGAAGUCCUUGAGAAUGUGCCCCCGGGCACCCAGCUGCUUACUGUAACAGCUAGUGACCCGGAUGAGGGAGCCAAUGGAAAAGUGGCAUAUAAAUUCCGGAAAGUUAAUGAAAAACAAUCUCUAUUAUUCCAGCUUAAUGAAAAAACUGGGGAAAUAUCAACAGCAAAAAGUCUAGAUUAUGAAGAAUGUUCAUUUUAUGAAAUGGAAAUACAAGCUGAAGAUGUGGGGGCACUUCUGGGCAGGACCAAAGUUCUCAUUUUAGUGGAAGAUGUAAAUGACAAUAGACCAGAAGUGAUCAUUACAUCUUUGUUUAGCCCAGUGUUGGAAAAUUCUCUUCCGGGAACAGUAAUUGCCUUCUUGAGUGUGCAUGACCGAGACUCUGGAAAGAACGGUCAAGUUGUCUGUUACACACGUGAUAAUUUACCUUUUAAACUAGAAAAGUCAAUAGAUAAUUAUUAUAGGUUAGUGACUUGGAAAUAUUUGGACCGAGAAAAAGUCUCUACCUACAAUAUUACAGUGAUGGCCUCAGAUCUAGGAACUCCGCCUCUGUCCACUGAAACUCACAUUGCCCUGCAUGUGGCAGACAUUAAUGACAAUCCGCCUACUUUCCCUCAGGCCUCCUACUCAGCCUAUAUCCCAGAGAACAACCCGAGAGGCGCCUCCGUCUUCUCAUUGACUGCAAACGACCCUGACAGCCAGGACAACGCACAGGUCACUUACUCUGUAAUUGAGGACACCCGCCAGGGGGCAUCCCUAUCCUCGUACGUCUCCAUCAACUCAGACACCGGUGUGCUGUAUGCACUGCAAUCUUUCGAUUAUGAACAGAUGCAAGACUUGCAAUUACUGGUGACCGCCAGCGACAGCGGAAACCCUCCACUCAGCAGCAACGUGUCGCUGAGCCUGUUUGUGCUGGACCAGAACGAUAACAUUCCCGAGAUCCUGUAUCCUGCCCUACCCACAGACGGUUCCACUGGCGUGGAGCUGGCACCACGCUCUGCAGAACCUGGCUACCUGGUGACCAAGGUGGUGGCAGUGGACAAAGACUCGGGCCAGAACGCCUGGCUGUCUUAUCGCCUACUCAGAGCCAGUGAGCCUGGUCUCUUCUUGGUGGGGCUGCACACAGGCGAGGUGCGCACAGCGCGGGCCCUGCUGGACAGAGACAUGCUCAAGCAGAGCCUCGUGGUGGCCGUCCAGGACCAUGGCCAGCCCCCUCUCUCAACCACCGUCACUCUCACCGUGGCUGUAGCCGACAGUAUUCCCGAAGUCCUGGCUGAUCUGGGCAGUCUCAAGCCUUCAACCAACCCAGAGGACUUGGACCUCACGCUGUACCUGGUGGUGGCCGUGGCAGCAGUCUCCUGUGUCUUCCUCGCCUUUGUCCUUGUGCUCCUGGGGCUCAGGCUGGGACGCUGGCACAAGUCACGCCUGCUCCAGGCUUCUGGAGAUAGUAGGUUGGUAGGCAUGCCUGCCUCACAUUUUGUGGGUGUUGACGAGGUACAGGCUUUCCUGCAGACCUAUUCCCAUGAGGUCUCCCUCACUGCAGACUCGAGAAAGAGCCACCUUAUCUUUCCUCAGCCCAACUAUGCCGACACACUCAUCAGCCAGGAGAGCCGUGAGAAAAAUGAUUCUUUGUUAACACCCAUAGAUUUUCACGACUGUAUUGAUGAAGGUGCUCAUGCUCAGCAAGCCCCGCCCAACACGGACUGGCGUUUCUCUCAGGCCCAGAGACCCGGCACCAGCGGCUCCCAAAAUGGCGAUGACACCGGCACCUGGCCCAACAACCAGUUUGACACAGAGAUGCUGCAAGCCAUGAUCUUGGCCUCUGCCAGUGAAGCUGCUGAUGGAAGCUCCACCCUGGGAGGGGGCGCUGGCACCAUGGGCUUGAGUGCCCGCUACGGACCCCAGUUCACCCUGCAGCAUGUGCCCGACUACCGCCAGAACGUCUACAUCCCUGGCAGCAAUGCCACACUGACCAACGCAGCUGGCAAGCGGGAUGGCAAGACCCCAGCCGGUGGCAAUGGCAAUAAGAAGAAGUCGGGCAAGAAGGAGAAGAAGUAAUGUGGAGGCCAGGCCUAGAGCCACAGGGCAGCCUCCCUCCCCAACCAGCCCAGCUUCUCCUUACCUGUACCCAGGCCUCAGCAUUCAGGGCUCACCCCCAGGAUACUGCUAGGGGCCAAUGCCAUGCUCCCCUUGGGAAACAGAAACAAGUGCCCAGUCAACACCCCCUGUCUGUGCCCCCAGGGGGUUGAAUAUGCAAAGGGAGUUCUGCUGGGAACCCCCAUCCAAUCAAUUGCUGUACCCAUGGGGGUAGUGGGGUUAGUGUAGACACCAAGAACCAUUUGUCACACCCCCUUUAUUUACAGCUGAACUCCUCCAUCUUCCAAAUCAACAGGCCCAUCCAUCCCCUGCCUCCCUGCCCGCCCCACCCCACUCCUUCACCAGUUCCUCUCUCUCGAGUAAGGUGGUUGGGGUGUUGAGGUACCAGGUGACCUAAAAAGGCUCAUAGUUCUGAAGACUUGGAAGGACAUCAUGACCUCUUGGCUUCUCCUUCGAUUCUCAAUCUUCCCCCAAAGCAUGGUUUGGUCCAGUCCCUUCAUCUCCUUCCAGACCUGAGACCAAUGCUCAAGUUUUGGAGGACAUGGUCAUCAUCCCCAUGGUACUUACGCUUGCUGGAUUUAGGGAGAGCAUUUUGCUACCAAGCCUCUUCCCUACGCCCUGGGGACCAGUCUUUUGUUUUGUUUUGUUUUGUUUUUUAUUGUUUGAUGUUCCCACUGCAUGCUGUGACUACCUUACUCCCUCCUCAAACAAGAGAUUCCAUUGCAUGUUCCAAGACAGUAUGGGGUGGUAAGGUAAAGAAGGGAAGUGUGUGUAUGCAGAUGAGGGGGAUGGACAAAGCUUGACCCAUAAGUUAUCAGGGUCUUUCGGGAGGCUCUGCGUGUCCCCAGGGUACUGACCAGAUCCUCAAAUACCAGCCAUAAACCAAUCACCAGGCUGGACCCUCACCCCCCACAAAUAGGGCUCAGCCCAGGCAGCCAGCUUUGGGCUGAGCUACUAGGACCAAUGGAUUUAAACUGGCAUUUCAGACCAAGGAAUCUCUGAGAAGGUUUAGGAUCAGGUCCCCUGGAGGGGUCAGAGGGGCUUCUGUAGGUGCUGGGUACUCCAGAGGUGCCUCUGGUGGAAGCCAGCAGGGCCCCAGCAGGAAGGAAGAGCCACCUGGGCCCUUCUUAGUCCCUGGGUUGAGAAGGCAAGAAACUAGAGCAGGGACCAAGUGGACAGACAGUCUCAGCCCAGGAUGGGGCUUCUCCACAGGGGCCCUGCCCUUCUCAAGCCUCGGUCCUCCACCUUGCCAGGUGCCAUUUCUUCUCUGUGAAGGCCACUGCCCAGGCCCCCAGUCCGCCCCCUAGUGGCCAGAGCCUGGUUAAAGUCCCCAGUGCCUCCUUGUGCAUAGAACUUCCUCUCCCCACGCCCUUCUGCCCCCGGGGUCCCGUUCCUCCAGCGGGGCUGCCAGAGAACCCCACCCCAGCCCCUACAGUAGUGUAGAGCCCUCUCCCGCUUUCGGCCGGUGUAGAAUAGCCAGUAGUGUAGUGCGGUGUGCUUUUACGUGAUGGCGAGUGGGCAGCGGGCGGCGGGCUCCGCGCAGCCGUCUGUCCCUGAACCUGCCUGCGGCGGCCCGUGCUGUGUUUCGUGCUGUGUCCACGCGCUGCGGCGACCCCUCCCCCGUACUGACUCCUUCUAUAAGCGCUUCUCUUCGCAUAGUCACGUAGCUCCCACUCCACCCUCUUCCUGUGUCUCACGCAAGUUUUAUACUCUAAUAUUUAUAUGGCUUUUUUUCUUCGACAAAUAAUAAAAAGGUUUCUUCUGAAA
Propithecus coquereli (Coquerel's sifaka) is the source of this 5501-nucleotide messenger RNA. Its product is annotated as protocadherin gamma-C4. Lineage: Eukaryota; Metazoa; Chordata; Mammalia; Primates; Indriidae. The record is from RefSeq and is a predicted model, not a curated record. Gene Ontology annotation, molecular function: calcium ion binding. Gene Ontology annotation, cellular component: plasma membrane. The transcript is spliced from 4 exons. Gene Ontology annotation, biological process: homophilic cell-cell adhesion. Bases 894 to 3695 code for a protein of 933 amino acids.